Cephus cinctus (wheat stem sawfly) is the source of this 1645-nucleotide messenger RNA. RefSeq names its product tubulin alpha-1 chain. The coding region runs from base 174 to 1526 and encodes 450 amino acids. The record is from RefSeq and is a predicted model, not a curated record. The transcript is spliced from 3 exons. Gene Ontology annotation, cellular component: cytoplasm; microtubule. Lineage: Eukaryota; Metazoa; Arthropoda; Insecta; Hymenoptera; Cephidae. Gene Ontology annotation, molecular function: GTP binding; structural constituent of cytoskeleton. Gene Ontology annotation, biological process: mitotic cell cycle; microtubule cytoskeleton organization.
GGGACUAUGCAGAAAGAAUGGCCGACCGAGGGUAUAAAAGCACUGUCGGCGUCGGUCGCGAAGUAUUCGCUUGGCUUACGUUCUCGCAGUCGUUCACAGAAGUUCCAUUACCAACUUCUGCUAACUCGAUUUCGUAUUUCUUGUCGAAGAAAUAAAACCAAUCAAUCCUCAAAAUGCGUGAGUGCAUCUCUAUCCACGUUGGACAGGCUGGAGUUCAGAUCGGUAAUGCCUGCUGGGAGUUAUACUGUCUGGAACAUGGUAUCCAGCCGGACGGUCAGAUGCCAUCUGACAAGACCAUCGGUGGAGGUGAUGACAGUUUUAACACCUUCUUCAGCGAAACCGGAGCCGGCAAACACGUCCCAAGAGCGGUAUUCAUUGAUUUGGAACCAACUGUAGUCGAUGAGGUUCGCACCGGAACUUACCGCCAGCUGUUCCAUCCUGAGCAGCUGAUUACUGGUAAAGAGGAUGCCGCUAACAAUUAUGCUCGUGGGCACUACACUAUUGGAAAGGAAAUCGUCGACUUGGUGCUGGACCGCAUCCGUAAGCUGGCCGAUCAAUGUACGGGACUUCAGGGAUUCCUGAUCUUCCACUCCUUUGGAGGGGGCACCGGUUCAGGAUUCACAUCGCUUCUCAUGGAACGUCUUUCCGUGGACUAUGGAAAGAAGUCCAAAUUGGAAUUCGCUAUCUACCCUGCACCUCAAGUCUCCACUGCUGUGGUUGAACCCUACAACUCCAUCCUGACCACCCACACUACCUUGGAACAUUCCGACUGCGCUUUCAUGGUUGACAACGAGGCUAUCUAUGACAUCUGCCGCCGCAACCUGGACAUCGAGCGACCAACCUACACCAACCUGAACAGACUGAUUGGUCAGAUCGUCUCCUCGAUCACGGCUUCCCUGCGCUUCGACGGUGCACUCAACGUCGACCUUACCGAGUUCCAGACCAACUUGGUGCCCUACCCUCGCAUCCACUUCCCUCUGGUGACCUAUGCUCCAGUCAUCUCUGCCGAGAAAGCCUACCAUGAACAGCUCUCGGUCGCCGAGAUCACCAACGCCUGCUUCGAGCCAGCUAACCAGAUGGUCAAGUGCGAUCCUCGUCACGGAAAGUACAUGGCCUGCUGCAUGUUGUACAGAGGCGACGUCGUCCCUAAGGACGUAAACGCCGCCAUUGCCACCAUCAAGACCAAGCGCACCAUCCAGUUCGUCGACUGGUGUCCCACUGGAUUCAAGGUCGGCAUCAACUACCAGCCACCCACCGUCGUACCUGGUGGUGACUUGGCCAAGGUACAGCGUGCUGUCUGCAUGUUGUCCAACACCACGGCCAUCGCUGAGGCUUGGGCUCGUCUCGACCACAAGUUCGACCUGAUGUACGCCAAGCGUGCCUUCGUGCACUGGUACGUCGGUGAGGGUAUGGAGGAAGGUGAAUUCUCCGAGGCCCGCGAGGAUCUCGCUGCUCUCGAGAAAGACUACGAGGAAGUUGGUAUGGACUCUGCCGAAGGAGAAGGUGAAGGUGCUGAAGAGUAUUAAGCACUACAACAACGUGACCUGUCUUCAUAUUUCCAUGGAGAUUUAAGAAAAGGAAUUUUCUAUUUGACAAGACAGAUUAAUGACCUUCCCUCGAAAUAAAAGAAUUUCGUAACUCCUAA